Molecule: messenger RNA, 2040 nt
Organism: Notechis scutatus (mainland tiger snake)
Lineage: Eukaryota; Metazoa; Chordata; Lepidosauria; Squamata; Elapidae
Source: RefSeq, a predicted model, not a curated record
GGGGACAUCGGAAACUAUUACUAUGGUCAAGGUCACCCCAUGAAGCCUCACAGGAUCAGGAUGACUCACAACCUUCUUCUCAACUAUGGUCUUUACAGAAAAAUGGAAAUCUAUCGACCUUACAAAGCAAGUGCCGAGGAGAUGACCAAAUACCACAGUGAUGAUUACAUCAAAUUUCUGCGCUCCAUUCGCCCAGAUAACAUGUCUGAAUACAGCAAGCAGAUGCAGCGAUUCAAUGUUGGAGAAGAUUGCCCUGUGUUUGAUGGACUGUUUGAGUUCUGCCAACUUUCGGCUGGGGGCUCUGUUGCAAGCGCAGUGAAACUAAACAAGCAGCAGACUGACAUCGCGGUGAACUGGGCUGGAGGCUUACAUCAUGCCAAGAAGUCAGAGGCUUCUGGCUUCUGCUACGUCAAUGAUAUCGUCCUGGCUAUCUUGGAAUUGCUGAAGUACCACCAGAGAGUGCUGUAUGUUGACAUCGACAUCCACCAUGGCGAUGGCGUGGAGGAAGCCUUCUACACCACAGACCGUGUCAUGACAGCGUCCUUCCAUAAGUAUGGGGAAUAUUUCCCAGGAACUGGGGAUCUGCGGGAUAUUGGUGCGGGUAAAGGAAAAUAUUAUGCUGUCAACUAUCCUCUCCGGGAUGGGAUCGAUGAUGAAUCUUAUGAAGCCAUUUUCAAGCCGGUGAUGUCUAAAGUGAUGGAGACAUUCCAGCCAAGUGCCGUUGCACUGCAGUGUGGCUCGGAUUCCUUAUCAGGGGACAGGUUGGGUUGUUUUAAUCUGACCAUUAAAGGUCAUGCCAAGUGUGUGGAGUUCAUCAAAAGCUUUAAUUUACCCAUGCUAAUGCUGGGAGGUGGUGGCUACACAAUCCGUAAUGUGGCCCGGUGUUGGACGUAUGAGACGGCUGUGGCAUUGAACACGGAGAUCCCCAAUGAGCUUCCUUACAAUGAUUACUUUGAAUACUUUGGCCCGGAUUUCAAACUCCACAUCAGCCCUUCCAACAUGACCAACCAAAACACCAACGAAUAUCUGGAAAAGAUAAAGCAACGUCUCUUUGAGAACCUGAGGAUGCUCCCCCACGCCCCUGGUGUGCAGAUGCAGCCAAUUCCAGAGGAUGCUGUGCCGGAGGAGAGUGGCGAUGAAGAGGAGGAGGAUCCCGACAAACGGAUUUCCAUCCGCUCUUCAGACAAGAGAAUCGCCUGUGAGGAGGAAUUCUCGGACUCGGAAGACGAAGGGGAAGGGGGUCGCAAAAACGUUGCCAAUUUCAAAAAGGCUAAACGGCCAAAAACAGAAGAGGAGGAGGAGAAGGAGGAUGAGGAGAAGAAAGAAGUAAACGAGAUAGAGAAGAAAAAAGAAGAACCAGCAGAGGCCAAAAGCAUAAAGGAAGAGGUGAAAUCCACCUAAGAAACGUUGGACAGCUGGGGAACAUCAUGCCUCCCUGGUUCUCUGAUCCAGCACCCUGGUUCCCUCACUUUUUCCACAAGAUUUGUAUUUUAUAUGUUUCUGUUCAUGAUUUCUGUAAAUCUAUGGGGGACUUGAGAUCUGGCUGCCCUUCUCUGGGUGAGCUGCCAGGAAGGCCUGAACCGGCUUAUCCCAGGAAGUGCCGUUUACGAGAUUCCUGCUUCUCACUUCCCCCCUUGCUUUUGCAUUGGGGAGAUUAAUGUGUUUCCUUUUGGAAAGCAAACCCCAAACUUCCCUUUGCUUUGUCUUGGCUUAUGUUUUUAAAGGAUGACUCUCUUCUCGGAGAAGGUAAUUUUUCAGGGGAAGCUGGUCAUCCAUUCUCCUUUUCUUUUACUAGUUUAAUGAGGUAUGGAUACAGCCAUAAAACUCUCCAGUUAAUUGGGGUGGGAUGUGGGGGAGGUGGAAUCCAGAAUUCCAAACUAUCUUACCCAUCUAUUAAGUGUCUCUGAAAGGUUGAUCCCUUCUGAGCAACCAUGAAUGUAAACCAUGGUUUAUUCCCCAACCCCAUUUGACAAGUCCCCCCUACGGGUAUCAGCUCUGGAGUUGCAGGGGAGGCUCUGAUCUCAUCCUGCUUGUAAUAGG